Messenger RNA from Melanotaenia boesemani (Boeseman's rainbowfish), 3198 nucleotides. It is a transcript of the gene chic2, whose product is annotated as cysteine-rich hydrophobic domain 2. The record is from RefSeq and is a predicted model, not a curated record. Bases 183 to 695 code for a protein of 170 amino acids. Lineage: Eukaryota; Metazoa; Chordata; Actinopteri; Atheriniformes; Melanotaeniidae. The transcript is spliced from 6 exons.
UUACUGCGGCGGAUGUUGAUGUUUUGUUUCGGAGCUCGCAGGAGUAUGUGAAGCGCUGGUUAUUUUUUGUGGUCAUCUUCCCAUUCUUUUUUGUACAAUUUUGUUUCGGUAAGGUUUCGUUGUUUGUCGGCAUCGUGUCUCUCCCGGUGUCUCUGCCGGGAAGCGCGAGACCGAGUCGUGCGAUGAUGGAGGACUUUGAUGAGAUUUACGAAGAGGAAGAGGAGGAAGAGGAGGACGAGGACAGGGCCGCGGAGGAACAGCUACUCAAGUACGCUCCGGACCCGGUGGUGGUACGAGGGUCUGGCCACGUCACUGUGUUUGGACUUAGUAACAAAUUUGAGUCAGAAUUUCCUUCAGCGCUUACAGGAAAGGUGGCACCAGAGGAAUUCAAAGCCAGCAUCAGUCGUGUGAACAGCUGCCUGAGGAAGACGCUGCCGGUGAACGUGCGGUGGCUCCUGUGUGGCUGCCUCUGCUGCUGCUGCACUUUGGGCUUCAGCUUGUGGCCUGUCAUUUGCCUCAGCAAGAGGACAAGAAGAUCGAUAGAGAAACUUAUAGAGUGGGAAAACAGCAGACUUUACCACAAACUGUGUUUGCAUUGGAAACUUAGCAAAAGGAAGUGUGAAACCAACAACAUGAUGGAAUAUGUAAUCUUAAUAGAGUUUCUUCCUAAGAUCCCCAUCUUCAGACCGGACUAACAGCCACAGCCGAGCUACAACUUCGCUGCUGCUGCUCAGCUGUCACAGAAUCACAGCGGCUGUAAAGUUCCUGAAUAACAACUCCCCUUGAAUUACUCCAGUAUUUGUGUUUACAUAAGUCCUCCCGCUGUGUUUUUUUUUUUUUUUUUUUUUUUUUUUUUUUUUAUCCCUGUCCUCAAACAUACCUUAUCUACAUCCUUGUUUACAAUUCAGUAGCCCCAGUUUUGUUUUUUGAGGGAAUUCAACAUUUAACUUUGGCCUUCUGGUUAGACUGGUGCACCGUGAAGCUACUGCUACCUGGCCACCACCCUGUGGGAUGUUACAGGUGAAGCAGCCACGGGCGGUGUGUUGUAGAUUUCUGACCUAAAACAAGGAGUGCACAUUCAAAUGGAGCUCUGUGAGACAUAACUGGAACUUUGUUUCCUAACCUAAGCACAUGGCACAGUCAGACCAUGAUAAAAACACUUUCAAAUGUCGCACUCGGAUUCACCUGCAAAAAAUACACCCCAGUGCUUUCAGAACAGUCGUGGUGCUCUGGAUCUGUACUGGAGGCUGUGGAAGUGACAUGAGCUGGAACUCCAAAGGAGCCUUUAUCUGAAUCCACACUGUAGUGGAGAGACUGGCCAGAACCACCGAACACCCUCUCGCCUCUGUUCACAUCUCUGCACACUUCACUGUGCACCACCCAGGGACAAUCACACACUCUGACUGCACUGUUCAUCACACAAACAUGUCUCUGAGCUAUACGGCUUACCUGGCUCGGUUUGUUUUCAACAUUGUGUGUGCCCAGGUGAUGAACUGGCAGCCUAGCAACCGCUUUUGAGUGGCGAUGGAACAAAAGCCACUGGCAAUGAAAAUUUUUUUCUUUUUUUUUCUAUCAAGAUUUGUUUACCAUUUUGAUGAAAGAGACAAUUGAUGCUUGGAGAACAUAUGUAUGAGUGUCACAGAAAUGAGCUAAAACCUUUUAGAAAUCAGACAAAUCAUACAUGAAAACAGACUCAACUCUGUAAAGCAGGGUGCUUUGGUACAUCUUAUUACCAUAACCGAUUUGUUUUCUUGUUUUGGGUUAUUUUGGGUUAUUAGUGUGCGUACAAUAUAUGCAUUCAGGAAAAAUGGCGCCCUGAUUUGGCAAAGGAUAUCCGGGAUUGUUCUUUUCAUCUGUGGUCAUGUGACAACACUGAAGCACACGGUCGCAACGUCCUUCACUCGUGUACAUGGUCUGUUUCACUUAUGUGUUACGGGGUUAUUUAAGUGUUAAAGUUAAUGGUGAAAAUAUGCAUCUGCUGUUAUAGAUGUAUUUUCUCAUGUUUGGGUUGACUAAAAGGAUUAAGUUGUCCUUGUAAGGCAUUUACCAGGGUCAUCAUGAAGCAAGAUUAACAGUUAACAUUGAGUAGAACCACACUGCUCCCAAAUCGAGCACUAAUCAGUGUUUUUAUUUUGAAAAUGGCUGUUUUCGUCCUAGUCUGACAGAACAAAUCCCUCCAAUAAACAGGCCUGCUGCCUGGUACCAAAUAGGACACCAACAACCAGCAACCUGCUGCUGAAUAAGUAGCAUUAAGCUGCGGGAAGUGGAGAUAUUUCUCUCAUAAGUCAUUGGAAAUGACAAAGUUGGACAUCUUUAAGAUGACAGAAGUUCAUGAAAGAUUUCUAGCUAACAAUCCUGGUUUAGCAUGAAGCACGUAAUUUUAAUUAGAUGUUUUCAAAGUUUUUAAGAAACCCAGAGAACAGAUGGGAUUGACAAGGACAGCUGUACGGAGAUUGCUACAUCAAGCUUUUCCUACUGUGUCUGCAUGCCAGCAUCCAAACAUCCAGACAGGGUGACUGUGAUCAUGGAAAUCAAGUGUUUGAACAGGGCCGCCUUGUUUAAGGACAGAUUGUAUGUGGGGCACUCAGGGGAGAUAAACAACAAAAAUGUAGCGUUGCAAAACCUCACCAUCAGGUAUGUUCCAGAGUUACACCAGGGUGUCGACUUUAAUACACAGAUCACACGUUUGCUUGAAUGUUUGUUGGAAUAUGUGUAAAAUGAUGCAUUUGCAGUUGUUUUCAAGCUGGGGGGUGGGGGUAGAAACGCCUCUCUUCCCUUUCUAAAGUCUCUGUGGUCCUCCUGUUCAGAUAACAGCGGAAGCACAUACACACAUGGACCCACACACAGAUGUAGAACUAGUUUAUAUGUAAAAAGUCCUCAGAGUCACUUAAUUACUGCUGGUUUGCCUAUCGGUUCAUCUGUCACCUUUUCUACGUUUUGAUUAUGUUCUGAUAGGUGUAAAUCAAGACAUAAGACCUAUGAUUUUUUUGGGGUGUGUGCGUGUGUGCACAGUGUAUGCAGAUGUAAAUGUUCUUCAUAAAUCUAAUUGAAUCCUGCACAGAAAAAAUCAUUUUUAUGUAAUCUUGAGAGUUCUGUGUGGGUGUGUGUGUGAGAGACAGAUAUGUGUAGAUGACUUAUGAGCAGAUGUAUGUACAGUAAUGAAACUAACAAUAAACAAACAAGGCUGUGGGCAUCCUC